This is a messenger RNA of Dibothriocephalus latus, 693 nucleotides long. The record is from the annotation of a GenBank genome assembly. NCBI's taxonomy places the organism in Eukaryota, Metazoa, Platyhelminthes, Cestoda, Diphyllobothriidea, Diphyllobothriidae.
AUGAACAAUAAAGUUACGGAAAUAAUAAAUCCCGAAAAAAAGAAUGACGUGAAACGCUUCACUUUUGACUAUUCAUAUUGGUCCCAUGACGGAUUCGUGGUCAGUGAUGACGGCACUUAUGUACCCGACAGUCCUCAUUCACCCUAUGCCAGCCAACAGACCGUUUUUGAUGACCUGGGUAGGGGAAUCCUGCAGAAUGCCUUUGACGGCUACAACUGUUCCCUCUUUGCCUAUGGACAGACUGGCUCCGGUAAAUCAUAUUCUGUGGCUUUCCAAGUCACCGUCUCAAUGAUGGAGAUUUACAGUGAAAAGGUGCGUGAUUUACUGAGUGCGAAACUCAAGGAGCAGGCAGGCUUGCCUGUACGGCAGUCGGCAUCAGGUGGCUUCUUCGUUCAAGACCUUAAAAAGGUGCCCGUUGGCUCGUAUGCUGACAUCGAACAGAGGAUGGAACAAGGCAUUGCAAAUCGGACUAUCGCUGCGACAAAUAUGAACGCUUCCAGUUCACGAGCGCACACACUGAUGUGUAUAACGUUUGAUCAAAUCAUCACGAAAUCCAUCGGUGGUCAAUCGACAUCCUCACGCCUGAGCUCUGUCAUCAACUUUGUUGAUUUAGCAGGUACGUGUGUACAUGUUUUCAUUUGGAAAGUAGCCUCGGCAAUAUUUUUCAUCUUCCCAAGCAAUGCUCCAAACUAG